Messenger RNA from Ostreobium quekettii, 717 nucleotides. Lineage: Eukaryota; Viridiplantae; Chlorophyta; Ulvophyceae; Bryopsidales; Ostreobiaceae. The record is from the annotation of a GenBank genome assembly.
AUGACCUUGAACAGCGCAAUUGGAGUGCCACGUUGUUGCAUGCCCAGGCUUAACAGCAUCCUCCCAUUAUAUGCAACCAGGAUAUAUACAGCAUUGGAAUCGAUCUCAGGUGGCAGUAUGACUGUGUUGAUUUCCAGUGCCUUGCGUCUCCUGCGCUGGAGGUAUGGGAGACAGAAGAAGCUGGAGAUUGAGGGACUGGACUGCAGUCCAAAGAUGUUGGACAUAGCGAGGCGUGCAGAUCCCAAGUCAACCUUUACUCUGGGUGAUGCAACGGCACUCCCAUAUAGCGAUGCAUCAUUCGACUUCGCCCUAUCUGUGUACACUCUGCGAAACCUGCCUGACCUGAGGAUGGCCCUGCAAGAAAUGCUGAGGGUGCUGAAGCCGAGAAGCAAGUUGUUGCUACUGGAUGCGUUCCCACCGCCAAUUCCAGUGGCGCGUGCCUUGCUGUGGUUGUGGCUCAAAUUGGUGCUGCCAAUAUUAGGGGGACUCUUCACAGGGGAAAGAUGGGCAUACGAAUAUCUUGCGGCAUCGAUUCAGGGAACAAAAUCGGCACAUGAGGUUGCAACCAUGCUGGAGGGCCUUGGGUGUGAUGAAAUAGAGGUGAAUCACUACACAUUUGGUGCAGCGGCAUGCAUUGUGGCGACAAAGCCGAUGGAAGUUGCGCUGAAGCCAGUGAGGAAGACGGGCAGGAGGGCCAAAGAAUCUGGAAGCCGAUGA